Hyaloscypha bicolor E is the source of this 411-nucleotide messenger RNA. RefSeq lists its product as uncharacterized. Lineage: Eukaryota; Fungi; Ascomycota; Leotiomycetes; Helotiales; Hyaloscyphaceae. The transcript has a single exon. Bases 62 to 295 code for a protein of 77 amino acids. The record is from RefSeq and is a predicted model, not a curated record.
GAAGCAAUUCCCACAGAAGAUUCCCAAUUAGCUUACAACUGCCUGACCUCGGUGCCUCGGAAUGCUGCAGCUGCGACCAAUGUGGUCACUUCUAUUCUUCCUUGCCUGCAAUGACAGUCGGGUGAGCUGGAUCCCAAUUGCCUACAAACUGAAAAUAGACCUUUCAUACCCUAAGAAUCCUCCCGCUGGGUACAUGCAAGCUGCGAUGAACAUAUAUGCUAAUCUCAAUUCGAUUCUGAGCAACAUCAAAAAUGGAGACUAUAAUAAUGAGCAUGACUUUCCAAGGUGUUCAUGAUGGGCAUUGUCGCUUUCGCCAGAACUUUUGAGAAAGUCAAUACUUUUUUCGCAGGCCAGUUGAGAUUGUACCCGUGAGUAGAGAUGGAAAGGAGGUACCAAAAGCAUAAGCAAAGG